Molecule: messenger RNA, 192 nt
Organism: Dentiscutata erythropus
Lineage: Eukaryota; Fungi; Glomeromycota; Glomeromycetes; Diversisporales; Gigasporaceae
Source: the annotation of a GenBank genome assembly
AUGUCUGUUUUGAAUGAAACUGUCGAAUCAAUUAAAAAAUUUGAGGGAAGACCAGGGGAAACUGAAAAUUUUCUUCAAAUUGCUGUUGGAUAUGGUGCACCAACACAUUUGUUUAUUGCUUCGCAACCUUUUUUGAUUUCUAUUGGAAAUACUAUGAGCUGGAGCAAAUGGACUCAAACGGAAACACUUUGA